CUCGCCUCGCACCGGUCCGGCCGGACCAGCUCGAGGCUCCCGAGACCCUGCUCGCCGGACCCUGCCGCUGCCGCCUCCGCGCCGCUCCCCGCGAGGACCACCACCCGCAGCCAUGGGGCUCCUGCCCAAGCCCAGUGCGCCCCAGGGCAGCAGCGCCUCUUCGGGCCGAGCCAGCAGCUGUCCCCGCUCCGUCUUCCGCAACAUUAAGGUGUUCGUGCUCUGCCAAGGCCUCCUGCAGCUCUGCCAGCUCCUGUACAGCUCCUACUUCAAGAGCAGCCUCACCACCAUCGAGAAGCGCUUUGGGCUCUCCAGUUCUUCCUCGGGUCUCAUUUCCAGCUUGAAUGAGAUAAGCAACGCCAUCCUCAUCAUCUUUGUCAGCUACUUUGGCAGCCGGGUGCACCGUCCACGGCUGAUUGGCAUCGGGGGUCUCCUGCUGGCUGCAGGAGCCUUUGUCCUCACCCUCCCACACUUCCUCUCGGAGCCCUACCAGUACACCUUGGCCAGCGUUGGGAACAGCAGCCGCUUUCAGGCCGAGCUCUGUCAGAAGCAUUGGCAGGACCUGCCCCCCAGUAAGUGCCAGAGCACCCCCCAGAAUCCCCGGAAAGAGACAGGCAAUAUGUGGGGCCUGAUGGUGGUCGCCCAGCUGCUGGCUGGCAUCGGGACGGUGCCCAUUCAGCCAUUCGGGAUCUCCUAUGUGGACGACUUCGCAGAGCCCAACAACUCACCCUUGUACAUCUCCAUCUUAUUUGCCAUCUCUGUAUUUGGACCGGCUUUUGGGUACCUGCUGGGCUCUGUCAUGCUGCAGAUCUUCGUGGACUAUGGCAGGGUGGACACAGCUGCAGUUAACUUGACCCCAGAAGACCCCCGAUGGAUUGGAGCCUGGUGGCUAGGCCUGAUCCUUUCUUCAGCCUUCUUGGUUCUCAGCUCUUUCCCCUUUUUUUUCUUUCCUCGAACAAUGCCCACAGGAGUGGAGAGGUCUCCUGCCAUGGUGGAUGAUGCAAGAAUGAUGGAGGACAACGGCUCAAGAGGCUCCGUGGUGGAUUUUAUUAAACGGUUUCCCCGCAUCUUCCUGAGGCUCUUGAUGAACCCCCUCUUCAUGCUGGUGGUGCUAGCCCAGUGUACCUUCUCCUCUGUCAUUGCCGGCCUCUCCACAUUCCUCAACAAGUUCCUGGAGAAGCAGUAUGGCACCUCCGCGGCCUAUGCCAACUUCCUCAUUGGUGCUAUAAACCUUCCCGCUGCAGCCUUGGGGAUGUUAUUUGGAGGAAUCCUCAUGAAGCGUUUUGUUUUCUCUCUACAAACCAUUCCCCGAGUAGCUACCACCAUUAUCACCAUCUCCAUGAUCCUCUGUACCCCUCUCUUCUUCAUGGGAUGUUCUACACCAGCCGUGGCCGAGGUCUACCCCCCCAGCACAUCAAGUUCUAUACAUCCGCAGCCUCCUGUGUGCCGCAGGGACUGCUCGUGCCCAGAUUCUAUCUUCCACCCAGUCUGCGGGGACAAUGGAGUAGAAUACCUCUCCCCUUGCCAUGCCGGCUGCAGUGACAUCAACAUGAGCUCCGCAGCCUCCAAGCAGGUGACCUACUUGAACUGCAGCUGUGUGAAGGGGGGAUCCGCCUCAGCCAAGUCAGGAUCGUGUCCCAUCCCCUGCGCCCACCUCCUGCUCCCGGCCAUCUUCCUCAUCUCCUUCGUGUCCCUGAUCGCCUGCAUUUCCCACAACCCCCUCUACAUGAUGGUUCUGCGUGUGGUGAACCAGGAAGAAAAGUCAUUUGCCAUCGGGGUUCAGUUCUUGCUGAUGCGCUUGCUGGCCUGGCUGCCGGCUCCAGCCCUCUAUGGCCUCACCAUUGACUAUUCCUGUAUCCGGUGGAACUCACAGUGCUCUGGGAGGCGAGGGGCCUGCGCCUACUACGACAAUGAUACCCUCCGAGACAGGUACCUGGGCCUGCAGAUGGGCUACAAGGCCCUGGGGAUGCUGCUGCUUUUCUUCAUCAGCUGGAGGGUGAAGAAGAACAAGGAGUACGACGUGCAGGAGAAGGCUGCCGGCCUCGUCUGACCUGUCCGGGCCAUGCCUUGCACCUGAGAAUGGACCCUGCCACCUCUACACUUGCCUGCGGUCAUCAACGUUAACACAUCAUUGCCUUUACAUUUUUUAAAUAAGAAAGAAAACCCCAGUCACCAUUUGCCUUCUCUGCCUCCUCUUCCCAAAAGUCCCUCCUGUAGAUCCUAGGUGGGCCACAGUAGGGGAGCCAGGUCUUCCCACAUGCCCAGGCUGUCUUCAGGGCUGGGUCCUCCAAUGAGGAUGUGCUCUGAGGCAGCCUCUGUCCCUCACCAGCUCUGGCUGGGGCUGGAGGGGUGGAGGUAGGAGGCAUAAGUGGAGAGAGAAAAGGGUAUCUGCCCUCCUUCCCUGGCAGCCCAGCACUUUCUGACUGCCCGUGGCCUGCAGAGAAGUAAGAGGAAGGGGGUGGCUGAGUUGUUAAUAGCCACAGCCACUCGGGGUGUGGGGCCUGGCUGCAGGCCCCUUUGUACCUGGGUUUGGCAUCCGCACAGACUGUGGGAGGGGCUGGCUCCCAUCCCUCUGAGAUCCUGCCCCUAGAGACCAUUUAGGAAGUUGCCAUGUUGGGAAGUGUGGUCCUUGUCCUUACCUACACACAGAAACUAAAGACUAACACUGAGGAUGGGUCAUCCAAACCUUGUUCACAUGAACCCCGGACCUGUCUCUCCUUGGAUCUAUGCAUGUCUAUCCUUGUCUUUCUGAGGUCACGUUUAAAACUGAGAAAGUCACAGCACAGUGAAGACCCCCAAGGAGGGCCUACAAAAUGGUCCCAAUACCCAGCCUCCUACCCCCCAAAUAUGGAAUGAGACCCCUCAUCUCCAAGUAAUGGGAAGACCCUCCCCAUGUUACCCUGGGAGCAGAUGAGUGGGCUUCCCAUGAACGUCCCUGUCUGGACUUCAACCUGUAUCCUAAGGAGUAAAGAGAGGCUGUCUGGGAUGUCAGCAAAGCAUGUGAACAAGCAGAGCAGAUGUCAACUGUCACCAAGCAGAUGACAAGCUGCGGCCCACACACCGAGGCCAGGAAGGUUGACCUUCCUGAUUUCAGACACACUUGCAUUCAUCCCCAUUUUCUCAGCCUCUUCUCACUGCCCCCAGAGGAGUGGGCACCUGGGUUAGAGACAUUGCUGCUAUGUGAUAGAGGUUCAGAGAUAGAAGUCGACAAAGGGAGCCUUUCAAUAAUAAACAUGAUAUUUAUUGGAGCCCGGCUUUGUGCAAGGCAGUGCCAGUGCUAGUGCAUGGUUCUCUACUGAGUUUCCCUCAGCUCUUCCCUCACCUCCCUCCAUUUCCAUUAGGGCCUCCUCCCACAGGGCUCAGCGGACAGUGUGGGACAGGGGUGGGGAGUGAGGGCAGGCACAGCAAGAACCCAUAGAUGGUCAGAAAGGAUCUUGACCUCACCAUCCAUGCCGUCCAGGGCCCCACCAGACUGACUCUGCACUUGGCCCUUUGCCAGACAGAUACCUGGCUCACCAUGUCCUCUGGAGCAGCUGGGCAUUGGUCACACAUGACCUUUGAAUGCUACUCAUGGAAGACCUCCUCCAGAAGCACAUUUGAAGCCACCUCUGGAAAGUCCUCAUACGGUGAUAAGCCAACAAUUUUAUUUCAGUGGCCAAACUGCUGUGAGACUGGAGUCUUUGUGGAAACCAAUGUUACAGACAGCCUUAUUUACAAAGAUCUCACUCAGGAAAGGUGGCUGCAUGCAAUGUCAGGGGUGAGUUUCAGCAUUUGCAAUGGUUCUGCUUGGAAAAUGAUUCCCUGUAACUAACCCUGGUCUUUCUUGCUGCAAUUUAACCAAAUUCUGAAGGCAUUGCCUCCAGCUGAGUUCACGAACAAUGAAUGCCAACCUUCAGAUUCUGGAAGAUUGGUUGCCCUCUCAAACCUUUAUAGUAUUAUGAUAUUGCUAUUAAUAUAUUAUAAUUUUGCUAUUGAUGUAA
Messenger RNA from Nycticebus coucang (slow loris), 3977 nucleotides. It is a transcript of the gene SLCO2A1, whose product is annotated as solute carrier organic anion transporter family member 2A1. Bases 113 to 2047 code for a protein of 644 amino acids. The record is from RefSeq and is a predicted model, not a curated record. NCBI's taxonomy places the organism in Eukaryota, Metazoa, Chordata, Mammalia, Primates, Lorisidae. The transcript is spliced from 14 exons. Gene Ontology annotation, biological process: transmembrane transport; prostaglandin transport; sodium-independent organic anion transport. Gene Ontology annotation, molecular function: prostaglandin transmembrane transporter activity; protein binding. Gene Ontology annotation, cellular component: membrane.